This is a messenger RNA of Colletotrichum fioriniae, 2382 nucleotides long. The record is from RefSeq and is a predicted model, not a curated record. Lineage: Eukaryota; Fungi; Ascomycota; Sordariomycetes; Glomerellales; Glomerellaceae.
AUGUCAGACAUGGCUCACAACAAGGAGUAUCAUGUGCGAGACUUGGCCACUCGAUCUGUCACACUAUAUCCCAACAGUGCUCAAGUCGUGAGGGACUUGCGCAACCUACAACUGAAGCCCGGCGCUAACGAAAUCACCAUCUUUGGCCUUACACCCACGAUUGAUGAGUCUACAAUCAAGGUAGAUGGGGCCGGUUCAGCCAUCAUCACCGACAUCGCCAUUGAGCUUGUUCCCAACCGCGAGAGCUUCCAAGAUGUCUACCCUGACUCUGAUGACGAAAUUUCGGAUGCCGAUGUCCCUCACGAAGAAGACGAGGAAGAAGGAGAAGAAUCCGAGGAGAAGGAACCUUCGCCCCUCGACAAAGUGCGAGCCCGGAUCAGGCAACUGAGAGACGAGGAGCGCAGCGCCAAAGAAGUAGUCGAAAGCGCAGCCAAUCGUCUCAAAAUCCUUGAUGCUCACGGAGCUUCACUUGAGAGCAAAGAAGGCAUUAACAUCGCCGACAGCAUCGAAACCUAUCGGACCGAGCGAGAACGGAUUUUCCAAGACCACGUAGCCGGCGUCACCCGCGGACAAGACAACAUGAAGCGCCUCAGCAUCGCUCUCAAGCAAGAGACUCGGCUCGUUAAGAGACAAAAGAGAGAGGCAGCGGACGCGACUCGUGCAAUGAAGAAAGCCCGGAAAGAGCGGGACAGGCAGGCACAAAAGGAUGCCAGGGAGAGAGCGAAGCUGCAGAAGGAGAAAGCUCGGGUUCAGGCAGAGCGGGAGCGGUUCUGGCCCAAGCUGUGUUACUCUGUUCGGGUGUCACUCGAGGCGAUGGCUUUCACCCCGUCAUCCUCACGUCGUACAUCGGUGUCGAGUGACACAGCCCAGGCCUGGCCAUCGGCUCCUGAGAAGACCGACGAGGGAAAAGACAUCAAGUGCGACUUAUCACUGUCAUAUGUGACCUCUUCCGCCUCUUGGGCUCCGACUUAUGAUUUGCAAUUGUUCACCACAAACAACACGGGCAUAUUGUGCUACGAUGCCCGCAUCACCAACAAGACUUCCGAGACGUGGAGCAACUGUAAAGUUGUCCUUUCGACUUCUCAAGCCACAUUUGCCGGACUAGAGAACGCCAUACCCACGCUGAAGCCUUGGAACAUCAAGUUGGCACCAAAAGAAGGCAACACGAACGGGACGGACAUCCUAUCCAGCAGGGAGGAACGCCAGCAACGAAGUGAAUGGUGGCGUGCUCAACAGACCAAAGCACAGCCCCAAAAACCUCGCAACGAUUUGUUCGGCGUGGACCACAAUAAUGCCGGCAACAGCAACGCGAAUCUGGCGGACUACCAGAAGGGCCUGAUGGUACUUAACCAAGAUUCAAAGCAACGACGAAUGAUGUACCCAGCACAUGGGCAAGGACAGGCACAGCACCAGGAUCAGAUACAAGCGCAAUUGCAGGCUCAAAUGCAGGCACAACAGAUGCAUGUGAUGCAGGUGCAACAACAGCAGGUGCAACAGAUGCAGCAGAUGCAGCAAAUGCCACAAAUGCAGCAACAGGCCCAGAUGCAGCGAAUACAACUUGGUGGGUCAGCUCAUGUAUCGAGACCCCAGGAGUCAAUUCAAGAGCCCAUGGGAUCCGAAGCGUCCGAGGAAGACGAGAACCUCGAUUUUCAAGAGUCUACUAUCGAAGAGACGGGAUUCACUACGACCUACGACCUUCCAGGCACCAAAACCCUGCCGCCUUGCCCUACGGCAUCCAAGCAGCGUGUCGCUCGCCUCAACUUCUCCAAUAUUGCCUUCAGUCAUACCAUCAUUGCAAAGUACAAACCCGUUGCGUACCUAAAAGCACGAAUCCGCAAUAGCAGCCGCCUCACUUUGCUCCGGGCCGAAGCAGGUCUCACUCUCGACGGUACCUUCAUGGGCCGCACCCACUUGCCGCGCUGUAGCGCCGGCGACGUCUUUUCCCUGGGUCUCGGCAUCGACCCGGCGAUUAAGGUCAACUACCCCAAGGUUGAUGUCCGACGAACGACGACAGGGCUCUUCUCCAAGGAGAACAGCUCUGUGUACAGCCGCAGCAUCACCGUUUCCAACUCCCGUGCUUCGGCGGGAAAACCCGUCUCGCUUCUUGUGCUUGACCAGGUUCCCGUGUCGGAAGACGACCGUCUCAAAGUCGAUAUCUUGGCACCCAAGGGGCUUAUUGUUGACGGUUCAGGGGUCUCAACCGGGCAGCCCGCUCGCGAAAGUAAGCAGGAUGUCGACUGGGGCCAGUCGACGGCGACGUUAAAGGGACGUCAAGGCCAAGUGGAGUGGCAAGUGAAGCUCAAUGCUGGCAAGGCUGUGAAGCUUGGCUUGGAGUAUGUCGUUGCUCUCCCUUCAGGAGACUCGGCAAUGGAAUGUUCAUAG